GUAUCAUUGGAUUCUGCUUGUCAUUUGCCCUAUGGUCGAUAAGGGAUAUAUUUUUGAUUCCAUGUCGAGUUCUUCUAGCAUUAGUAUUCAAAGAGACUUAACCACAAUGUACAGGGUUGCAUCCGCACAAAAAGGUAGCGGUAAGCCAAUUAAAUGGAAUAGUGUGAAGGUUGCACAACAAACCGGAAGUACUGAAUGUGGAUAUUAUGUCAUGAGAUUCAUGUGGGAAAUAAUAUCAUACUCUGAAAAUCAUGAUAUUGGAAAGGUAUGGCGUUCAAGAAGUGAACCAUACACAUUAGAAGAGUUCAGUGAUAUCAGAAAUGUAUGGUCAAGAUACUUUCUUGAUGUUGUAUUGUAAAGUUGGGAAAAAAC
This is a messenger RNA of Cuscuta epithymum, 372 nucleotides long. NCBI's taxonomy places the organism in Eukaryota, Viridiplantae, Streptophyta, Magnoliopsida, Solanales, Convolvulaceae. The record is from the annotation of a GenBank genome assembly.